This is a messenger RNA of Talaromyces proteolyticus, 1866 nucleotides long. RefSeq lists its product as uncharacterized. Lineage: Eukaryota; Fungi; Ascomycota; Eurotiomycetes; Eurotiales; Trichocomaceae. Gene Ontology annotation, molecular function: zinc ion binding; DNA-binding transcription factor activity, RNA polymerase II-specific; sequence-specific DNA binding. The transcript is spliced from 4 exons. Bases 1 to 1866 code for a protein of 621 amino acids. The record is from RefSeq and is a predicted model, not a curated record. Gene Ontology annotation, biological process: positive regulation of transcription by RNA polymerase II; DNA-templated transcription.
AUGGCCAUUAUCGAGCCCAUAGGUCUUUCUCGUGAGCAGGACAGGAAAAUGCUUCCGCUGGCAACCCCACUCUUUCUCUCUAGCUCACCUAUACCGUAUUUGAAAAUAAAUCCUCAGGAAUAUAUGAAGAAACCUCAACUUCGGGAAAGUUCAGCGCGACCUAUUAAUGUUUCCUCGGUUCCUCGACAUGUAGUCGAUGCCCUGUUGAGACACUAUUGCGAGAUAUACCGUCCUCAAUAUCCAGGAAUUGAAGAAGCGGAUUUGUAUGCGGCAUGUGACAGGGUUUAUAACAACAAACAGCCUUCGGAUGCUGACGUUUUCUAUGUCCAUAUAACCUUAGCUAUAAGUACAAAUACUCUCAUGCAUCAGAAUGAGGUUCAAGCUAUAACGGUGACAAUUGGGUUCCGGAAAACAGCUAUAGCUCAUCUUCCUCAAGUGGGUUUAUCUAAUCCAUGGGAACGACUUCAAGCGCUUCAACUUCUUACACACUAUGGUUUCCUCAAUCCCAUGGACGUUGAUUGUUGUAAGUGUGCAGAAGCAGCUACUAGAUUAUGUUUAUAUAUUGGACUACAUCACGAGCUUCCAGCAUCAAUUCAGGCGAAUCUGGACAGCGCAACACUCAACACUCGACGAAGACUGUUCUGGCAUUCAUAUAGCAUUGACUCUGCUGGUCAUACAGCUCGUUGUCGGCCUUUUUUAUUGCCCAUGUCGACAAUCACAGCGAAGUUCCCUGAUUUUCAGUCAGAAUUAUCGCCAACUCAUCAUAUGUGGCUUCUACGGCAGAUAGAGUCUGAAAUCACAGGGACUUUAUACUGGCCUUCACACCAAUUUGAUAAAUCACAUUCUUCUUUCGACCAAUGGUUUGCAACAAUACAUCGGCGCCUGAUCGAAUGGUACAAUAUGGUUCUUCAAAGCAUUAAGCUCACGGAGACAAUUGAGUUUUAUGAGUUGCAUUAUCAUAUUCAGAUCCUACGGCUAAACCGCCCUUCACCACGGUGUCCCAAUCCCACAAAAGAGAUGUGCAAGAAGGCUCUCACAUCCUCAGCUGCCCUGAUUAGACAAUUCAAUAUGAUUGAACAGAUGGGAAAAUUGUUUAAUCUCUGGCACGCUGCUCAUUUCACUAUUGAAUCCGGGGUUUGCCUACUAGCUUCUAUCUUGACCGGAAUUGAACAUACACAGCAAGGCCAAACGCACUUAGCAGGGGACGAUAUUGCGAUCUUGAGUAGAUAUAUCAAAACAUUUUCUUUUCUGCUUGGCAGAAUAUCUCGUCGCUGGCCUGAAAUUGCAGAAUAUACCCCUGUCCUCGACGAUAUCUGCAUCAGAACCUUGAAUGCCUUGGAGCAGCAGUCAGUUGGGCCCGGUGUCGACAAUACGGAGGAUUUCUUGACUCUAAAGCAAACAAUCAACAAUCUAACGUUAUUUCCUGUUUUACCCUGGAAUUCACAGCAGCCGUCGGUAGACGCCAAUAUUGCAUCUCGGACAAUCCGUAAUCAAACCACAGAAGAGAUCUCAGUGCCUCAGCCGGUCGGACUUUCAUCAGAAGCUGAAUAUGCCGGGAUGACGACAGACGAGAUGUAUCUGGUGCCAGCACAGAACUUUGAGGAUCCCUUCCUAUCUCAUUCUUUCCCAUAUAAUGCUCCAGGUUCCGACAUAUCACCCACAGAUUUGGCACCAAUCAAUUCUACUUGGCUGGAUUCUCAGUUAGAUACAGUACAGAGUUCUUUGACGUCAGCAGAUCUUUACGGUCUAGGGGCACUUGAACCUUGGACAUGGGACUUUGCUGGUAUGAAUUCUGAGCAGAUAAUCGCCGAGCUAUUGGACGCCGGGAAUAAUGAGCUUUUAAUGACUGGGGUGGGUGACCUAUGA